Gavia stellata (red-throated loon) is the source of this 3825-nucleotide messenger RNA. RefSeq names its product angiomotin like 1 (gene AMOTL1). Gene Ontology annotation, cellular component: cytoplasmic vesicle; plasma membrane; bicellular tight junction. Bases 1 to 2901 code for a protein of 966 amino acids. The record is from RefSeq and is a predicted model, not a curated record. Lineage: Eukaryota; Metazoa; Chordata; Aves; Gaviiformes; Gaviidae. The transcript has 14 exons. Gene Ontology annotation, biological process: angiogenesis; actin cytoskeleton organization; regulation of cell migration.
AUGGACCCUGUUGAAAACUGGAAGCUGGAUGAAACCAACUGGUUGUCUCAUGGUGGGAUCCAUUCCUUUGCCAGUGUGAAAGGAGAUAAUGAACUCUCCGAAGGUGCCUCAGCCCUGUUUGCUCUGGAUCAGCUGGGCUCUGCAUCUGUUUGUUACAAGCCUACUAGCCCAGUCCAGGUACUGGAAGACACUGGCUUUCUUUACCAGGAUCACCAGUUGUUUGCUGGCAGGCAUGAAGUGUCUCCGCUAACAGCUGAAGCAAUCAGUGCCAAAGAAAAAGCUGCCGAGGAGGCCCUCUGCACCCUGCGCCCACCCAGCUUCCGCCGGGUCCCAGAGGCGGAGAUGCGAGGGGCGGAGGAGGUGGCAGCCGGCACCGUUCUGCAGCGCCUGAUCCAGGAGCGGCUGAGGUAUGGCAACCCCAGCGAGAACAUGAACCUGCUGGCCAUACAGCACCAGGCGACGGGCAGCGCCGGCCCCUCCAACAGCACUGCCAGCACUCUCUCUUCCGCAGAAAACCUCGCGCCCGAAGAGCCGCCAAUGGUCCAGCCGUCGGGGCGGCAGGAACCGCAGGGGCAGGAGCACCAGGGGGACGGUGCUGCGAUGGAGAAGCAGCCCCGGGCCCUGCAGCCCCCGCACGGCACCGAGGAGCUCCCCACCUACGAGGAGGCCAAGGCCCAGUCUCAGUUUUUCCGAGGCCAGCCGCCGGCCACUGCCGCUGUGCCGGGCUUUUAUGGGGCAACUGGCCAGAAGUCCAGGACGGAGGGGAGGCCGACGGUGAAUCGGGCCAACAGCGGGCAGGCGCAUAAGGACGAGGCGCUGAAGGAGCUGAAGCAGGGCCACGUCCGCUCGCUGAGCGAGAGGAUCAUGCAGCUCUCGCUGGAGAGGAACGGGGCCAAGCAGCACCCCCCAGCCCCGGGGGGUGGGAAGGGCUUCAAGGCGACCCCGCCGCCUGGCAAGGCCGCAGACCCGCGGGGCCCGCCGCCCGAGUACCCCUACAAAGGCAAGGCGGCGGCCCCCAGCAGCAAGGCGCAGGAGCACGGGCUCUUCUAUGGCGAGCAGCCGGCGCAGGAUGUCCUCAAGGCCUCCUACACUGCCCCCCAGCCCGCCCGGGCGGAGGUGGCCCUCGUCCGCUACCAACCGCCGCCGGAGUAUGGGGUCAGCAGCCGACAAUGCCAGCCGCCCUUCCCACCGCCACCGGCCCAGCAGCACAGCCCCAUGUCCUCGCAGGCCACCACCGCCGCCGGUCCUCUGCUCCCAGGCACCUUGCCCCCGCUGCCGGCCCCUGCCGCUGCCCAGCCACCAACACUGACGCCGCCAGGCCAGCAGCUGACGCCCGACGCCUUCGCCAUCGUGGAGCGGGCGCAGCAGAUGGUGGAGAUGCUCUCCGAGGAGAACCACGUGCUGCGGCAGGAACUGGAAGGGUACUACGAGAAGGCAGACAAGCUGCAGAAGUUUGAAAUAGAGAUUCAGAGGAUUUCAGAAGCUUAUGAGGGCUUGGUCAAGACCACCACUAAGAGGGAGUCUCUGGACAAAGCGAUGAGAAACAAACUUGAAGGAGAAAUUAGGAGACUUCAUGACUUCAACAGGGAUCUCCGUGAACGACUGGAGACAGCCAACAGGCAGCUUGCCAGCAGAGACUUCGAUGGGCAUGAGGAUAAGUCAACAGAGGGCCUUUAUGUCACUCAGAACAAAGAGCACUUGAAGGAGAAGGAGAAGUUGGAGAUGGAGCUGGCAGCUGUGCGCUCUGCCAACGAGGACCAGCGGAGGCACAUUGAAAUCCUCGACCAGGCCCUAAACAACGCGCAAGCCAAGGUCAUCAAACUGGAAGAGGAGCUGCGCAGGAAGCAGGCCUACGUGGAGAAGGUGGAGAAGCUGCAGCAGGCGCUGACACAGCUGCAGGCAGCCUGUGAGAAGAGGGAGCAGAUGGAGCGGCGGCUGCGCACACGCCUGGAGCGGGAGCUGGACUCACUGCGGAUGCAGCAGAGGCAGGGCAGCUACCAGGCAAGCAGCCUCCCAGAGCACAAUGCCCCAGCCCUGAUGGAGCUGGUGCGGGAGAAGGAAGAGAGGAUCCUGGCCUUGGAAGCUGACAUGACCAAGUGGGAGCAGAAGUACCUGGAGGAGAGUACGAUCAGGCACUUCGCCAUGAAUGCCGCAGCCACAGCUGCAACGGAGAGGGACGCCUCGGCCCCGAGCCACUCACGCAAUGGCAGCUAUGGCGAGAGCGCACUGGAGAUGCGGGGCUGGCAGGAGGAGGAGGAGAUCUUGCAAGCCAACCGGCGCUGCCAGGACAUGGAGUACACAAUAAAGAAUCUCCAUGCAAAAAUAAUUGAGAAGGAUGCCAUGAUCAAGGUCCUUCAGCAACGGUCACGGAAGGACCCCGGGAAAGCUGACAGUGCCAGCCUGCGACCAGCUCGGUCCGUCCCCUCCAUCGCCGCAGCUACAGGCACACAUUCGCGCCAGACCUCGCUCACCAGCAGCCAGACAGCUGAGGAGAAGAAGGAAGAGAAGAUCUGGAAGGGAAGCAUAGGGCUGCUCUUGGGGAAGGAGCACCACGACCACCCAUCGGGAUCCUCGCUGCCUCCUCCACUGCCCUCCUUGUCCUGCAUGCCCAUCCCAGCACCAGUGGCCUCCCACACGAAGACGGGCAGCAAAGACAGCAGUACCCAGACGGACAAAAGCGCCGAGCUCUUCUGGCCCACGGCCGCCUCCUUCCCCGGCCGUGGACGGCUGGGUACCACUCCAUCGCACAGCCCGGCCCCACGACCCCCGGGGACACGAGUGGCCAGUGAGAAACUGGAGAACUCAAGCCAUGGGAAGCUGCCCGACAGCAAAGGCAGAGUGAGCAGCUUGCUCCACAAGCCUGAGUUUCCAGAUACGGACAUGAUGGAAGUCCUCAUCUGAGCAGAAGACAGAAUCUCUGGGGUUUUGUGUGCAUACAGCCAGGUCCAAGAUGGUCCUCGGUGUGCCAACCUUAAAAAGUAACCCUGAGAGUUUGAAGAAAGAUAGAGAAAGUUUGUGCCCGAAACAAAGCUUGAGUCUGGUAUGUUGAGACUUUGGACCAGGCGAGAAGUCAAGAGCACUGAAGAGGAGCAAUGAAAUGAACAUCUGGGAUUUUCUGAGCAGAAAGGGGCAUUGAAAACAGAAUGUGGCGUGAGAAGGGGAUCGUUGAGGGAAAAGGAAACUGCAUUUUCUGUUGUAAAGAGAAGGUAGUGAAGUUACAGACUGGGUGCAAACUGCCGCUCUGUUUUCCUGCCUCUCUGCAGCCAGGACAGGGAGUGAAAUCCCAGCUCUUUUGAAGCCAGAGGGAGUUUCUGAAUAACCCAGGAGAAACAUGCAUCUUCCUCAGUAUCAAUUCAUUUCUCAAAAGUAUUCACUGUGUAAUUUCGGUGAAUAAUUGGUCCGUAGAUGUACACGGCAGGUUGUUGUAAGCAUUUGUUUGAAGUGGUGUGGUGUGGUUUUCCUGGGCAGGCAGGUCAGGUGCCUCUUUCCUGGCUGGACAAGUGUUGUUCUUGGAGCUGGAUUUACAGUGCAAAUAUUCGUGUCUUGCAACCUCAGAGCUUGCUGAGACUUCUUUUUUUGGUAGGAGCAGUUGUUGGCUGGAAUUCCCCUGGAGGAUGAAAGUAGAGGGGGGGAGGAGGACCCUGCUGAAGCAAUCCCUUUUGGAAGGAUGGGAAGGUUUCAGGAGGAAAAGUCAGGGAGGACCCUGGCAGCUCACCAAAGGGUUGUGCAGUGCAGAAGCUCAUUCAGAGGGGCGUUGUGUGGGUGUGUUUCCAGUGGAGUUAAGCUAGGCUUGCAUGUGAGAUCGGAAGAUGCCUCUAACUGUGC